Messenger RNA from Otolemur garnettii (small-eared galago), 1814 nucleotides. It is a transcript of the gene GRK7, whose product is annotated as G protein-coupled receptor kinase 7. The record is from RefSeq and is a predicted model, not a curated record. Gene Ontology annotation, cellular component: cytoplasm. Bases 153 to 1814 code for a protein of 553 amino acids. The transcript has 4 exons. Gene Ontology annotation, biological process: protein phosphorylation; signal transduction; regulation of signal transduction. Gene Ontology annotation, molecular function: rhodopsin kinase activity; ATP binding. Lineage: Eukaryota; Metazoa; Chordata; Mammalia; Primates; Galagidae.
CCCGGUCCCAGCCACAGACCAGAAGACUAAAUCCCCUGUUAGUUAUUCAGCCUCAGACAGGAAAGCCGCUCGCUAGCUGUCCACCAGCCCGACAGGCCCGCGGCAGCCUGUCCUUCCCUCCCUUUCCCUGGGAGCGCUCCUUGUGCUUGGCCAUGGUGGACAUGGGGGGCCUGGACAACCUGAUCGCCAACACGGCCUACCUGCAGGCCCGGAAGCCCUCGGACGGUGACAGCAAGGAGCUGCAGCGGCGGCGCCGGAGCCUGGCACUGCCCGGGCGGCAAGGCUGUGCCGAGCUGCGGCGCGCGCUGUCCCCGCACUUCCACAGCCUGUGCGAGCAGCAGCCCAUCGGCCGCCGCCUCUUCCGCGACUUCCUCGCCACGGUGCCCACGUACCGAGAGGCUGUGGCCUUCCUGGAGGACGUGCAGAGCUGGGAGCUCGCUGAGGAGGGGUCCGCCAAGGACAGCGCGCUUCAGGGGCUGGUGGCCGCCUGUGCGCCUGGCCCUGCCCCGGGGCACCCGCACCCCUUCCUCAGCCCGGCUCUGGCCACCAGGUGCCAAGCAGCCACCACUGAGGACGAGCGAGCAGCCGUGGUGGCGCUGGCCAAGGCCGAGGCCAUGGCCUUCCUGCAGGAGCAGCCCUUCCGAGAUUUCCUGGCCAGCCCCUUCUACGACAAGUUUCUGCAGUGGAAACUCUUCGAGAUGCAACCCGUGUCGGACAAGUACUUCACUGAGUUCCGCGUGCUGGGGAAAGGUGGUUUUGGGGAGGUAUGUGCUGUCCAGGUGAAAAACACAGGUAAGAUGUAUGCCUGUAAGAAACUAGACAAGAAGCGACUGAAGAAAAAAAAUGGUGAGAAGAUGGCUCUCUUGGAAAAGGAAAUCUUGGAGAAGGUGAACAGCCCUUUCAUCGUCUCUCUGGCCUAUGCCUUUGAGAACAAGUCCCAUCUCUGCCUGGUCAUGAGCCUGAUGAAUGGGGGAGACCUCAAGUUCCACAUCUACAGCGUGGGCACACGGGGCCUGCCCAUGAGCCGCGUGGUCUUCUAUGCAGCCCAGAUGGCCUGUGGAGUGCUGCACCUCCACACCCUCGGCAUCAUCUACCGAGACCUGAAGCCUGAGAAUGUGCUUCUGGACGACCUUGGCAACUGCAGGCUCUCCGACAUGGGGCUGGCCGUGCAGAUCCAGGAUGGCAAGCCCAUCACCCAGAGGGCUGGAACCAAUGGGUACAUGGCUCCUGAAAUCCUAAUGGAAAAGGUGAGUUAUUCCUAUCCCGUGGACUGGUUUGCGAUGGGAUGCAGUAUUUAUGAAAUGGUUGCUGGACGAACACCAUUCAAAGAUUACAAGGAAAAAAUCAGUAAAGAGGAUCUAAAACAAAGAACUCUGAAAGAGGAGGUCAGAUUCCAACAUGAUAACUUCACAGAGGAAGCUAAAGAUAUUUGCAGACUCUUCCUGGCUAAGAAACCAGAGCAACGCUUAGGAAGCAGAGAAAAAUCUGAUGAUCCCAGAAAACAUCCUUUCUUUAAUACCAUCAACUUUGCUCGCCUGGAAGCCGGCCUAAUUGAACCCCCAUUUGUGCCAGACCCUUCAGUGGUUUAUGCCAAAGACAUCGCUGAAAUUGAAGAUUUCUCUGAGGUUCGAGGGGUGGAAUUUGAUGACAAAGAUAAAAAAUUCUUCCAAAGAUUUGCCACAGGUGCUGUCCCCAUAGCAUGGCAGGAAGAAAUUAUAGAAACGGGGCUUUUUGAGGAACUGAAUGACCCCAAUAGACCCAGAGGUUGUGGGGAGGGUACUUCAUCCAAGUCUAGUGUGUGUUUGUUAUUGUAA